Molecule: messenger RNA, 3183 nt
Organism: Styela clava
Lineage: Eukaryota; Metazoa; Chordata; Ascidiacea; Stolidobranchia; Styelidae
Product: cAMP-dependent protein kinase type I-beta regulatory subunit-like
Biological process (GO): negative regulation of cAMP-dependent protein kinase activity
Cellular component (GO): cAMP-dependent protein kinase complex; cytosol
Molecular function (GO): cAMP binding; protein kinase A catalytic subunit binding; cAMP-dependent protein kinase inhibitor activity
Source: RefSeq, a predicted model, not a curated record
UUUUUUUUUAUCUGACUUGUUUAGAUUAAAUUGCUAGGUUUAACCAUCUAGGUCAUAAAUAUUUCAAGAUGUCAGCAGAUGAAGAUCAAAGCCUGAAGGAUUGUGAAGCCUAUGUUCAACUUCAUGGCAUUCAACAAACAUUAAAAGAAUGUAUAGUCCAACUUUGCAUACACAAGCCAGAGAGGCCAAUGCAAUUUCUACGAGAGCAUUUUGAAAAACUUGAAAAGGAGGAAGCUGCGAAACUUGCUGCUAGCAGUCCACAAAGUGAUGAAAAUCAGGAAGAAGAACCUUCAGUUACACCACCGUCUAAUCCAUCGGGAGCGAGAACUCGAAGAGGAGCUGUAAGUGCUGAAGUCUACUCUGAGAAGGACAUCACUAACUAUGUUAAAAAGGUCAUACCAAAAGACUAUAAAACAACAUCAGCAUUGUCGAAAGCCAUCGAAAGGAAUGUUCUCUUUGCUCAUUUGGAUGAAAACGAGAGAUCUGACAUAUUUGAUGCCAUGUUUCCAACACAACAUAUUGCUGGAGAAGAAGUCAUUAAACAAGGAGAUGAAGGAGAUAACUUCUAUAUUAUUGACAGUGGAGAAGUGGAUAUCUAUGUGAACAACAAAUGUGUGACAACUCUUGGCGAAGGAGCGAGCUUUGGUGAGCUUGCACUCAUUUAUGGAACACCAAGAGCUGCUGAUGUCAAAGCCAAAACUCAACUCAAGUUAUGGGCAAUCGAUAGAGACAGCUAUAGAAGAAUUCUGAUGGGAAGUCAAAUCAAGAAACGUACCAUGUAUGAGGAAUUCUUGAGCAAGAUAUCCAUUCUUGAAUCACUUGACAAAUGGGAGAGGUUGACUGUUGCUGAUGCUCUCGAACCUGCCCAAUUCGACAGUGGAGAUGAAGUUGUUGUUCAAGGACAGCCAGGAAAUGAUUUCUUCAUUAUUGUAGAGGGCAGUGCUGCUGUACUACAACGUAGGUGUGAAACUGAUGAAUAUACCGAAGUUGGACAUCUAGGACCUUCUGAUUAUUUCGGUGAAAUUGCUCUCUUGCUUGAUCGCCCACGUGCAGCCACGGUUGUCGCCAGGUCGCAAUUGAAAUGUGUAAAACUGGACAGAGCUCGAUUUGAACGUCUUCUCGGAGAAUGUUCAGAAAUUCUGAAGCGUAAUAUGCAACAAUACAACAGCUUCGUCUCAAUUUCUGUAUAAGGAGAGAAAUCAAUGAAGAAAAAAAAUACUUUUAAAUAUUUUUAUUGGAAAAUUGUCGGGAGAAGACCACAAACUUUAUUUGAUGCAGAAUCUGGCUUUUUCGGCUCUAGAUAUAUUUCUCAGCUAACGUUGAUUGGUUUGUCGUAGCGGCAUGCCCCGUUAGCAUCUCCAACAUCGACAUCUGACAAUUAGAUAUAUUCUGAUUUGGGAAUGAGUUAGCUUGAUGCUGGGUUUGCAUAUACUUAUUUGAGACCCGUUUUUCUACAAACUUGCUUUUGUUAUAUAUACCUAGUUCAAUGAAAUCGAGGUAUUUUUUAGAGUUACCGGUAUGCUUUUUUUUCAAGAUAAAUAAGAUAUAGUGUAAAAAUGUUUGUGGAAGGAUUUAAAGGAAUUAUGUUAGCUUUAAAAAGUGUAUGUUAGCUUUAAAAAGUCUUCGAAAGUGUAUAGAGAGUGAUAUAGUAUACUUAUGCUAAAAUCAUUUUACUAUAGAGCUGGAAUGUUUUGUUUACAGUCAGCAUUAUUGCACAUUUUUUUCUUUGCUGUUUUACCUUUAAUGAUGAAUUAUGUCGUCUUAUAUCUUCGUCGAAUGUUUCCAUCCUUAUGUAUAUUUUUAAAGACUUGCUUUCUUGGGAGGUUUGGCAAUUUAUGUAGGGUCAGUUGUUAUUGUAUUUUUAAUUAGCGUGUGGAAAUAUUAUAUGUGUUUUUAUAUGGCAAAUGGCUUUAUAUGUUAGGUUAGUUACUUCUGUAAUCAAUUUAAUAGAAAACACACCUAUAAUUAUUGCUGAAUUUAAUUAUGUCAAUCACAGUCAAUGGCAUGUAAAUUUUAUUUUUAAUUGUCUCAAGUUUGAAAUUUGGUGGAGUACGAUUGGAUGAUGCAAUUAUGGUUUGACGAGUAGUUGGUAAUUCUUCAUGCAAGUGACUUCAACAUAUCUUAAGCCAGGAAUGUCCAGAACAAAUCAAACACAUUUAAAAAUGGUGACAUAAUUUUCUGACAUUGUAAAAAUAGAAAAUCACAGCCAAUAACCAAAAUGAUGUAUAGAUUACUAUAUAUAAUUUAUAUCGAUCUCACAUCAACCCAAUUUAUAUGUAUUUAAAAUAGAAAUUAUUCAAUUUUAAGCAUCCUUGUCCCAAGCAAUAAUUCGAAUAGUGAACAUCUCAACCUUAAUAAAUCCUUCAUGAUCAUUUUUUGCUCCAAUUGCAUCGCUUUGAAAAAUUUCUAUUAUGGCUGGUCUUGCUUAUGACGUAUUUCUAGAAAGUCAGGAAAUCAUUACGAUUGUUUACCACUGUAUGGUGUUAUAUUACCUAGUUUGGAUUUUAUUUGUUGAAUAAUAUCAUGCUUAAUUUCAUGUUAAUGAUUUAUUAUGUAAGCAAAAUGUUAUUGUUUUGAAUUCAAAGAUUUUGGCGAUACCUAAAUUUUAUCCUGAUUAUAUGUUAAUGAAAUAAUCACCAUUGUACAGCUUUGUGAAGUGAUCAUGAUUUUUUUAAAAAGUAAUCAAGUUAUUUCUUGUUCAAUCAGCUUUGUGAAGUGAUCAUGAUUUUUUUAAAAAGUAAUCAAGUUAUUUUUUGUUCAAUCAAUGUUGAUCGAGAUUAAUUCUGAUGCAGACAAGAUAUUUUGCAUGUGUUAUUGAUGACCUAUGUAUGAUUCAUAAAUUGAUAGCACAGAUGUCGCUUUCUUGCCUUUUAAAUUUGGCCACUCGUAUUAUGAUGUGUGUUUACAUCCAAAACUUCCAUAGAAAAGAUUCAGUUACCGUAAACUGUUUGAAAUGGCCAUGGUUUGAUGCUUGGAGAAAACCAAAACCCUAUCUAUAACACAGUUUUAUUUUUGCGUUUCUUCUGUUAAAUUUCUGGGCAGUCUGGUCUAAAUACUAUGAGCCACUUAUUCUUUGUGAACCUAUUUCUGACUUAGUAGGUACUUGAACUGAUUUUAAAUGUUCUUUCCCAGUUUAUAUAUCAGUCGUAAUGUCUGUGGAAUAUAUAUAUAUGGAAAUAAUGA